This is a messenger RNA of Daphnia pulex (common water flea), 1533 nucleotides long. Its product is annotated as GDP-D-glucose phosphorylase 1-like. The record is from RefSeq and is a predicted model, not a curated record. Gene Ontology annotation, cellular component: cytoplasm. Bases 12 to 1103 code for a protein of 363 amino acids. Gene Ontology annotation, molecular function: GDP-D-glucose phosphorylase activity. Gene Ontology annotation, biological process: glucose metabolic process. NCBI's taxonomy places the organism in Eukaryota, Metazoa, Arthropoda, Branchiopoda, Diplostraca, Daphniidae. The transcript is spliced from 7 exons.
GAACCGUGGUGAUGGGCAGUUUUAUUAUUCGCGAGUCUAGGCUGGUGACCUCCGCACCUUCAUCGUCGGCCAUCAUCCGCCAGCAACAUUCCGAAUUUGACAGAGUCCUCAAGAGCCGCUGGAAAGAGGCCGCUGAUUCAGCCGUCUGCUUUUACCGUCUUGAUCGCCUUCAGAAUAAAGUUAUUGCGGGGAAAUACGGAUUCGUUGCACAGUACAAUCCGGAAAAGUCCAAACCCGGAUGGAGGCGACCGGCUCAGAAUUUCCAGAAGGUGAAUCCCAAUUUCGAUGUCAAACAGUUUAACUUUAAUCAAGUUACCGAGAGGGAGGUCGUCAUGGGACCGGAGGAGCUACCAGCAGUCGACAAAGACGAUAGCGAUACGUUCCUCCUCAUCAACAUCAGUCCGAUCGAAUUCGGCAGUUGUUUACUGGUGCCCCGGAUGACGCAAAAUAUCCCGCAGCUCAUCACGCUUCACGGCCUGCAAGUUUUGCUGACAACCGUUUUGCUCAGCACCGAUCCACGUUUGAAGGCCGGUUUUAGCAGUGCGGGAGGCUGCGCCUCGGUUAAUCACCAGCAUUAUCACGUCUAUUACUUGGAGGAGCAGCUUUAUCUGGAGACGGCGCCAGUGGAGCGCAUAGCUGGUCCGUGUUUCGCCGUGACGGAUUAUCCGGCUAAAGGAUUCGCCUUUCAGCUCGACAAUAAUGAUCCUGCCCAACUGGCCAGGCACGUUUUCACCUUGGCUGAUUACAUGAGGCAGAACCAAAUGGCUCACAAUAUGUUCAUCACUCGCGGUAGAAGCUUCGACGUCCAGCGGCCGGGGUUGUCGGCCGACGCCGACGCCCAUUACGGGAUGAUUUACGAGACGCUGCGCGUCUUUCUUUGGGCGCGAGAACCCGCUUUCGGAGUGAAGAAAGAUUACGGCAGCAUGAAUCCCGCCUUGUGCGAGAUGGGCGGCCAUUUGCUCACGACAGAUAAAUUCGAGUUUGAAGCGAUGACAGAGGAGGCGGUAUCGAAUAUCCUGCAGGACAUGACGUCACCUUGGUUUCAGCGCGUUCUGCCGAAAAUCCCGCUACUUUUCCACGACACUUUUCAAGAUUCCUCUUGAUAGAACAUUUAUUUUUUGGCGCUUAUUGUUUUGUAUUAUUUUGAUUAAAUUUUCUUUUCUUAUUGUUGGAUAGUGUUGGAAUGUUUCUCGUUAGAUGGCGAAAGAAUCAGGUAAACAAAACUUUGCUAAAUCGUCGUCGUCUGAACGAACGAGGUGGUUAGAUAACGACGGGUGCGGACCCCCCUCCUUUUCUUCGAUCGUGGAUGCGUAGAUUCGCAGACUGAGAGUCACAACUCACAACUGUGGAUCGCAUGAAAACCAACCAACAGUCAUCGCCAGUCCUUUCGGAAGCCCCGACGUUUCUUGUUGGCAGUGAGCCUUUUGUAAUAAUAAUAAGAAAUUCGGCUGCUUUCUUUUUUAAUUCUUUGGUGCUCCACUUUCCAACACUUGUGCGCACUUCCGUCACCCAUUGUUGCCAUUGUCCUUUCGU